AUGCCUAAAUGCGACAAUUGUGAUAAGUCCAUAACAAAAAAGUUACCUGGGCUUGAGUGUAACAAAUGUGGAAAAGUAGUACACGCCAAUCAAUUAUGCACAGGCUUAUCUUCGAAGCAGUUAUCUGCGCUGCGCAAUACUGAAAACCUGGAGUGGACAUGCGAAGAUUGUCAUAAAGAAUCGCCCCAUCGUAAGUCUUUUAUAAUUCCGGAGGAUGAUGACGAUGAUACUGAUGAGAACCAACUGGGCAAAAGCGGUUCGGCAGCGAUGAGUAAACUGCUUAGUGAUAUCUCAACAGAGGUAAAGAAAGCAGUGAAGAAGGAACUGGCUUCUGUAAACGAAUCGUUAAGCUCAUGGUGUAUUAAAAUGAAUACUAUAAACGCUACACUAGACACCCUAACGGAAAAAGUUAAAGACUUGGAAAAGAAAAACAUGUACUUGACAAAUCAAAAUACCCACCUGGAAUUAAAAGUUAAUGCAAUGGAACAACAAAUAAGAAAUAUGGAUCAAAAACUGCUGGAUAAUGUACUGGAAAUAACCGGAAUUCCCGAAGGUAAGAACGAGAACUUAGAAGAACUUUCAAGUAAACUAGCCUCGAAGCUAAAUAUAGAGAAACGUCAAGUGUCUAUGGUGAAGAGACUGAAAGGCAGGGACGGCAAAGAAGGUGUAAUCCAGUUAGUAUUGCAACAAGAGGAGCAGGUCAACCAGUGGAUCCGCGCUGCACGAAGGGAAACAAUUGCUAUGGAAGAUAUAAUUCCCAAUGUUACUAAUCCCGAUGUAGCCAAAAUAAGGGUGAUACUUCGACGCGCACUAACCAAAGCAAAUAAAACGCUUCUGUGGCAAGCUAAACAAAUCUUGAAGGAGACGUAUAAAUAUAUUUGGUUCCAGGGUGGUAGAAUUUUGGCUCGCAAAAACGAUAAUGAUAAGCCGAUUAUCAUAAGGAGCUCAUGUGAUAUUGAUAAGAUGUCGAUGCUAAAAGAUCGAUAG
Parnassius mnemosyne (clouded apollo) is the source of this 987-nucleotide messenger RNA. The record is from the annotation of a GenBank genome assembly. NCBI's taxonomy places the organism in Eukaryota, Metazoa, Arthropoda, Insecta, Lepidoptera, Papilionidae.